Molecule: messenger RNA, 2663 nt
Organism: Pogoniulus pusillus (Red-fronted tinkerbird)
Lineage: Eukaryota; Metazoa; Chordata; Aves; Piciformes; Lybiidae
Gene: GPR135
Product: G protein-coupled receptor 135
Exons: 1
Coding region: 42-1322 (426 amino acids)
Biological process (GO): G protein-coupled receptor signaling pathway
Cellular component (GO): plasma membrane; endosome
Molecular function (GO): G protein-coupled receptor activity
Source: RefSeq, a predicted model, not a curated record
GCGUCUGCGGCCGCGGCGUGGGCCGGGGCGUGCGGCUGCGUAUGGAGCCGGCGGCAGCGGCCGUACCGGGCAACCUCUCCCGCGGCAGCGGAGGCAACGAGAGCGGCGGAGCGGCGGCGGCGGCGGCGGCGGGAGCGGCGGUGGGGUGGUCUGCGGCGGCGCUGGCCUCGCAGGCUCUGGCGCUACUGCUUAUCUUCGCCCUGUCGGCUUUGGGCAACGGGGCUGUAGUGCUGGUGAUCGCCCGGCACCGGCAGCUCCGCACGGUCACCAACGCGUUCGUGCUCUCGCUGUCGCUGUCGGAGCUGCUGGGCGCUCUGCUCUGCCUGCCCCUGGCCUUCCUCAGCCUGCUCAGCCGCCCUCCCGGCACCUGGCUCUUCGGCCAGCGCCUCUGCCUGGCCAGCGCCGCCCUCCACGCCGGGCUGGGCGUCGCCGCCACCCUCACCAUGGCCCUCCUCUCCUUCGACCGCUACUGCGCCAUCGUCCGCCAGCCCCGACACAAGAUGGGCCGCCGUCGCGCUGCCCAGCUGCUGGCGGCCGUCUGGCUGGUUGCCCUGGCCCUGGCCGGGCCCUGGUACGGGCUGGCGGGUGAGGGGCAGCGGGAGGCGCAGCCCGGAGCCCACCGCUGCGUCUACGUGCUGCCCUGGGGCUCCUCCCGGCUGGGGCCGCCCUACGGCGCAGCCCUGAUCAUCCUCUGCUACCUCCUGCCCUUCGCCCUCAUGUGCUUCUGCCACUACAACAUCUGCCGGGCGGUGCGGCUGGCCGAGAGCCGGGUGCGGCCGCUCACCACCUACGGGCACCUGCUGCGCGCCUACGGGGAGAUGCGCACGGCCACCACCGUCCUCAUCAUGAUCGUCUCCAUCAUCUGCUGCUGGGGUCCUUACUGCAUCCUGGGGCUGGCUGCUGCCGCCGGCCACCUGCCCUUCUCGCCCACCAUGGACACCAUAGCCAGCGGGAUGGCCUGGGCCAAUGGAGCCAUCAACCCCCUCAUCUACGCCGCCCGCAACCCCAACAUCUCUGUGCUGCUGCGGCGCAGCCGCGAGGGGGGCUACAGGACUAGGAACAAUGUGGCAGCCUACCUCUCAGUCCCGGGUCGCCUGCCGUUGUCCCGGAGCCAGGCUGACCGUGUCCGGGAGCGCUACAUCAACCGGCACAGUGGCCCCCCAGGCAGUGCCCCAUCCUCUUCCAGCCCAGCGAGUGGGGGUGAGGUGGCCAUGUGGGCCUGCAAGAACCCUGCUGUACUCUUCUGUCGGGAUGGGCAACCAGACACCAUCUCUGAGGCCGCCUUGCAGGCAAAGACAGACGCUGUCGAUACCAGCCUCUGAACAGGCAGGCAUCCAGGAUGGGAUUGAGGCCAUGUGGCUCCAGGGUCACCUCUGUGGAAAUGAAAGGAGCCCUGGCACUUGCAGCCCUUUGUAGCCAUUCUACCAGCAAACCAGAGAGAUGGGAUUCUCUGAGCCAUGGUGUAGUUUCUUCUCCAUUACGUGAACUCUGGUUUGGUGACUCAGUCUGCACGCAGCGAGAGCUCCAAAGGGAAAGGAGGUCUCCCUUCAGCGGGCCUGACCCACUGGUGAUAGCCACCGAGCCCAGCCAGCACAAGAACUUGUCUGCCAGAACGAUUCAGUGCCCCAAGCCUGCAGAAAGCACCACAGCAGAACUAGGAGACAGACACACAAAUACAGCCCGGACCGAUUGUGUGAGUGUUUUGUUAGGUGCCAAAAAACAAUUGAAAGCUGAGCACUGGCAGCUGGAAGACACUGAAAAGAGCCCACUGUGAAAGCCUCAUCGUGGCAGUUUUGUGGCUUUAACCCGUUGUGUGUGGAAGUGCUGAUAGUCACCAAGGACAGGCUGAAAAAGCCAUCAGUUCUGAUGAUUUUCUAAACUCUCAGGCACAGCAAGCCAGUAGUUGUUCUGAAAGUGAAGAUGGGUGAUACCAAGGGGGAAGUAAAAAGAAGACGAAACCUCAGUUGUCAGAAUUUGAGCAGCCUUUCUUUUGUGUCUUUCUUUUUUCUUUGCAGGUGCAGUCUGCUUCAAUGCUAUGAAUGUGAGAAAUGAGUUUUUCAGACAGACCAAGGAAAAGGAUGUGGGUGUAGAUUGAGUUUGUGCACAGGGUGUGCACAAGACUGAGUUUGUGCACAAGGUGUGCAUCUUCUUUCUGAGCUCAUCCGAAGUGGCUCACAUGUCUUAACGAGUUUAAUCAUGCUUAGAGGAGAGCCCUAUGAGAGAGGUAUCUGAAAGGAGAGGUAAAGCAACACCAUGUGCUCUUCAUGAGCUCUUUAAGCCUGUGAAAAUGUGUAUAUGAAGGGAAGAGAUGCUGUUGUGUUGGUAGCAGUAAUCUGAAGUGUGUAAAAAUCAGCUCUGUUUGCCAUUAGAAAAAGGAAAACAACACCAUGGAAGUGCAGUUGCAUGGCUUGAAUUUGUAUGAAUUUAUCAGUACUUUUGUUUUUGUCCAAAGGCCUAAAGCCUUAAAUUAAUCUUUUGAAUCAAAAAACUAAGGUUGGGCUUUCCUUUGUCUUUGCCAGAAUUAAAUGUGGAAGGCAGACAAUGUUUUCCCUUGUCCAGGCUUCAAGGUUGUAACGUUACUGUUCUACUGCCUUUUUAAAUCUUUGUGACCCAGGUCAACAUAGCAUCAUGAUUUUGUGAGACAAGAAAUAAAUUGUGUUUAU